Molecule: messenger RNA, 4241 nt
Organism: Bombyx mandarina (wild silkworm)
Lineage: Eukaryota; Metazoa; Arthropoda; Insecta; Lepidoptera; Bombycidae
Product: inhibitor of Bruton tyrosine kinase
Molecular function (GO): protein binding
Source: RefSeq, a predicted model, not a curated record
CUUAAUAUAUUGUAGUUCAUUUAUUUAUUGUGAAAUAAUUAAAUACUUUUAAACAUUGCAAUUACAACUAUAUUAUUAAGAUAAUACCGUGAUCAUUUACGAAAAGUCAUUUCACUGUUGUGUUUUACGUGAAAAAUGGAAUAUUACUUUCAGUCUCAUUUCGCUCUUAAUCAAACAGCUGUUUUCUUGUAAAUAUUGCCUCUGAAAUCAUCAUGUGCUGCUGAGGUACUAUAAAUAUAGUAGCUCCUUCGGGAGCUACUUCAGAGCUGCGCUCUACAUAAUACCUGCAUAAAGAAUAUCAUAACCAUUUUCUCAUAUCAACAGAAUAUAUUAAUACUAUUGUAUUCUAGUCUAUAAAACUUCAUAGAAGAAAAGUACCAAGUAAAAUAAUUGGCCAGCACUAAAUGAUUAAAUAAGAUUUUGUAUAAGCUUUCAUACAACUAAAUCUGAUUUUGUUUCGGAAUAAAAACACUAAGCAUGAGUAAACAGAAAGCAGAAGUUGAUUGCACAUCAAAGUGCAAAUCUCGCAACCACGGCCAGGUACUCACAAGUGCAAUUACAAAGCGAUCAAUUAGCGAUGAAGCCCUUGCUAGUUUUAUCAAGGCCACAUGUUCGAAUUUUGUCAAGGCUUUUGAUAAAGAGGGGCGAACGCCUCUUCACGUAGCAGCCUCUCGAGGCAGGGUUGCACUAAUGGAAUGGCUCAUCAAGCAUUCGUCGGAAGCUUUUGCAAAUGCCCGAGAUCGCGAGUCAGGCUACACGCCUCUCCAUAGAAGCAUAUUUUAUGGUCAAAUACAUGCGGCUGUAUCCUUAAUGAAAAUUGGCUUAAACACCGAUAUAGUCGACAAGGAUGACUACAAGGCGUUAGAGCACGCCAUGCUAGACCGGCACUACAUGUACGAACACGAAGGCGGUCAGCCCAGCGAGGUGUACGUGUGGGGAAGCAAUUCGAACUACACCCUCGGAACGGGCACGCAGCAGCAACGCAACACCCCGGAAUUGCUCACGUAUUUCAGCCGCAAUAAUUUAUCUGUUAAACAGGUCUGCCUCGGUAAGUUUCACAGUGUGUGGCUAACGUCGGGCCCAAAUGGGAAUGAAGUCUGGUGCUGUGGACAGUGCGGAAGGGCGGGCGGGCCGCAAUAUACUGCUCUUAGACCCACGCCAUUGAAAUUAGCGGAGCCGUGCGUCAGUGUUGCCAUAACAUUGAACUCAACUGUGCUUCUACUCGAGAGCGGGGCUGUAAUUCAGUAUACUUUGGACGGCACGGAAAACGUCAGUCAAUCGAAUACGAAAACGCCGUCCUGUAUCAAACUGCCUGCGGUGAGGCCCCUCAUGAAGCUGUCGGCGCCCCUCGGGGUCCGCGCCGGCCGGACCCACGCCGUGGUCUGGAACAGCCGGGCCGUGUACACGUGGGGCACGAACCUGGGCCAGCUGGGACACCCGCAACAGGACGGAGACAUACCAGCGCCUAAACGAGUAAUGAUAUCAAUGAACAAUAGAGACGAACCCGGACUGGAGUUAGUGGAGACAGGAGACGCGGCCACCGUGUUGACGACGAGUCGAGGCGACGUUUACUUACUGCACAAGUUUAUAUGUAAAAAAAUCGCAAUUAAACAAAUAAACCUGCGUCAGGUGUGCGUGGAAGCGCGGGUGAGCAACCAAACCGGCUUCACGCGAGUCACCGUGCUGCUACUGACCAACGUCGGACAAUUACUGCUCUGGCAAGACACCACUAACCAACUCACAAGAUGCGUAUUUGGUCUCCAGCAUCAAACCAUCAUAACCCAAGCCGUUCUCACACACGAAGCUCUCUAUUUCACGACUAAGCACGGCGAAGCGUUCGUCGGCUACAUAUCGCGUAGGACCUCGCCCAUAGCUCUAUCUCAGCCAAUCAGGAAAGAGAAGGAAAGAGACAACAAGAGCACCCUUGUGAAGUUCUUAGAAAAAGGCGACUGUACUUCUGUCAGGAUAAUGAAAAUACCGAAUAUAUAUCGUGCCGUCUCUAUUGCAGUCGAUGGCGAGGGAUUAAACUAUGCCUGUCUACAGAUCAAACCCACAUGCGGCUUGAGGUCUGUGCCGGAGCUAUCGCCGACGAGUUUGUCGAAGCACAUGGAGUCUCUACGUGAAACUGCCGCCGUAGACGACUUACUGCACGACGUUUUGUUUAAAGUAGGCACGAAACUGUAUCCCGCCCACAUCUACAUUAUAGCAACGAGCAGUGAAUACUUAUAUAAAAUGUAUCAAGAGAACCUAACGGACAACAACGAGAAACCAAUAAUUACAUUGAACAAUAUCCAUCCCGACGUUUUCGAUAGAAUAUUAAAAUACACUUACACAGGGACAUGCGAUGUUGCGGAACUGGGCCCUUGCAGUUUGAAGAUUAAAAAGGAAGAUGUCAUCGGAAAGAAAGAUUUGGAUGAUAUUGAUAUUGAAGUAGAUGUUAUUGAGAACUCGUCCGAAAUAUCAGCGUACGAAGUCUACAGCAAACAAAACGAGAAAUCGACCAGGAAAUCACGUAAUCGCCGCAGUACUGAAACUCCGACCAGACAAAACUUGUACUGUGACCCCGUAAGGAUGGUGCAGGCCGCCGCUAAAAGACUCCACGUUAAGGGACUACAAAAACUUCUUGAUAAGUUCUAUUACAGAGAUGGCGCUGUGCUUCUCAGAGAAAAUGCGACGUCCAUAAAAAACGCUCCACUAUAUUGGGACCGGGAUGCAUUCCCAGAACUGGUCGACACUAAUGUCUGUUCCAAGGAUGGAAUGCUAAUUUCUGCUCAUAAGUGUGUUCUCGCAGCCCGCUUGGAAUACUUCAAUGGGAUGUUUAUGCAUUCUUGGACUGAGAGCAAGCUGCUAUCGAAAGUGUCCCUUCCAAUCAACCACAGUAUUCUAUUGCCGGUCAUCAAUUUUCUAUACACCGACGUUUGUCCGGAAGUCGAAAACUGUGACAGUAUCGAUUUUAUUUGCAACUUAUUGAUUGUCGCCGAUCAACUAUUCAUAACAAGGUUGCGCGAGAUGUGCGAGAUUGCUUUAGCAAAUUUGAUUACGCUCAAAAACUGCGCUGAAUUGUGUCAAUUUGCUCACACGUACAACUCGACCCAACUAAAACAGUGCUGCAUGGAAUUCAUAUCACUCAACUUAUGCAGCAUCUUGGAGAACAGAUGUCUCGAUCUAUUGGAAGAAUCAUUACUUGACGAUAUCACGAAUUACUAUUGUAAAUUUAACCCGAUAAUGUCUUCAAGAGUUAUAACGCCAUUCUUUAAUGCUCCUUCGGACGAAGUUAUAGAUGAAUUCGCUAAAAAUUUCCCAAUCGAUUUAAAUUACGUAGAUGAAGAUGUCAAAAGACAAGACACUGCAGAGUUAACGAAGAAGAAAAAGCCUUCAAAAAAGAUAGAGUACACAGAUAGAGAAAAGGAAAGAAUGAGAUAUGAAUCGGUGAACUCGGUAUCUUCACUUGACCUUUCAAAUGAGACUGGUGAUAUUACAUUGUCUCUCAGCAAUAUUGAGAAGGACGAGAAGGGCUCUAAAGAAAAGCAAGAGAAAUGGAUCGAGGUACCGUCAUCACAAACAAAACAAAGCAAAGUAGUCCAAGCUCGAUUGAAAGCCAUAAGUAAUGCCAAAGAGAUUCUCGAUGAGAUUCCCACAGAAUCAUUCACAAAGCUGACUAAAAGUAGCUCCUCCAGCGCUAUGAUUGUUGUAGAACCAUCCACAUCACGCAUGUCGGUCUCUCCAAAAGAUUCUCCUAUUGCAGAAAUGGCUAGAAGCCCUCAAAACAAUAUUUUUAUAAGUCAUGUUGGACCAAAACUAUCCCAAAAGCAAAGGAAAAAAUUAGCAAUGCAAGGCAAUGAACCAAACACAAGUUUGAAUGAUUAUCUGUCUGAUAAAUUGAACAUAGGCAGUCCUACAAGCAAACCCAAAAAUCCUUGGAAACUAUGUGAAACUCCAAUAGCAUGUAACAGUCCAAACUUCAAACCUGUGGAAUUUGAUAAAAUAUUGACUGAUCAAAAGAAGCAAAAGGAGAACUCUUCAAGAAUUAUGACGAAGUCUUUGACAUUAACACAGCUUGAAGAUAAAGCAAUAGAGCAACUGGAGAGGUUUUACAAUGUACAUGAGAUUGAUGAUGAACUCAUAACUGUUCGUCGCAUUGAGCUUCUGGUGUCUGCACCUCAAUGGAUCCACACUGCCCCAAAAUGAAAAUGUGCUAUUUUGUAUUUAAAUAUUUUUAAUAUAUGACAUUUGAAUGCUGA